AAAAGGCCACGCCUCUGGUUUGCUGCAGCUCGGUGUGCAGUGUGACAGCGGGCUCGCCUGAAUUUAUUUCAGUCGGGGACGCGAGAGAAAUUAGGAGGAAGAAGCGAGGCGGAUACCGGUGCCCUCUCUCUCAUGCAGUUUUGAAGAAGACGCCCCCUCCCUGCACCUGUUCUGCUUCGUCUUGUCGCCCGUCUCGCAGGAGUUGAGCCUCUUGCGAGUGAGCGGACGUCUCAUUGUUAGAUAGACGUUGUUUUGAGCAUGACUUCGGCGUACAACCUGGAUUUCCACCCUCUCACCGAAAGUCGGUUAAUGACUUCGAGCGACACAAUCAACGGCAACGGCAGCAAAAUGAACGGGUCGCUGGAGCAUUUGGACCAGCCCGACCCAGACUCCAUCAAGAUGUUUGUGGGCCAGAUCCCGCGGUCCUGGUCAGAAACAGAACUUAAAGAGCUUUUUGAGCCCUUCGGAGCUGUGCACCAGAUCAACAUCCUCCGUGAUCGCACCCAGAACCCCCCUCAGAGCAAAGGAUGCUGUUUUGUAACUUUUUAUACAAGAAAAGCUGCACUGGAGGCCCAGAAUGCACUGCACAACAUAAAGACUUUAAGUGGGAUGCAUCAUCCUAUCCAGAUGAAACCCGCUGACAGUGAGAAAACAAGUGCGGUAGAAGACAGAAAACUCUUCAUCGGAAUGGUUUCAAAGAAAUACGGCGAGAACGAGAUCAGAAUGAUGUUCUCGUCUUUCGGGCAGAUCGAAGAGUGCCGAAUUCUCCGGGGACCAGAUGGUCAGAGCAGAGGCUGUGCGUUUGUCACAUUUGCUACCAGGGCAAUGGCACAGAAUGCAAUCAAAACCAUGCAUCACUCUCAGACUAUGGAGGGCUGUUCCUCACCUUUGGUGGUGAAGUUUGCCGACACACAGAGAGAUAAGGAGCAGCGGCGCCUGCAGCAGCAGCUAGUACAGCAGAUCCAGCAGCUCAACAGCGCCUCCACCUGGGGGAACCUGGCUGGCCUGGGGAGCCUCACACCGCAGUACCUGGCAUUGCUCCAGCAGGCCACGUCCACCAGUAACCAAGGCAGUUUCAACAAUAUGCAGAGGCUAGGAGCAGGUGUGAACCCCCUUCAGCUGCAGAACUUGGCCACAUUAGCUGCUGCUGCGGCUGCAGCCCAGAGUUCUGGCAGCCCGACCUCCACCAGCGCCCUGUCUGCAAACAGUGCAGCCCUGGGAGCCCUGGCCAGUCCAGCUGGUUCUACAGCAGCGUCCAGCGCGGGUGCUGCCAUGAACACCUUGGCAUCUCUGGGCACCCUGCAGGGUCUCGCUGGGACCUCUGUGGGCCUCAACCUCAACGCUCUCACCAACAGCGUCAGUGGUAUGGGGGGCAUGAAUGGAGGCCUGGGAGCCUCCAUGGCCAACGGGUCAGCAGCCAGCUCCAUGGACGCUCUGACCCAGGCCUACUCAGGGAUGCAGCAGUACACAGCCUCCGCCCUGCCCUCCCUCUAUGGCCAGUCUCUCCUGCAGCAGAGCAUGGCAGGCAGCCAGAAGGAGGUAGGGCCAGAGGGCGCCAACCUGUUCAUCUACCACCUGCCCCAGGAGUUCGGGGACCAGGAUCUUCUGCAGAUGUUUAUGCCUUUUGGAAAUGUGGUCUCUGCCAAAGUCUUCAUUGACAAACAGACCAAUCUGAGCAAGUGCUUUGGGUUCGUCAGCUAUGACAAUCCUGUGUCUGCGCAAGCUGCCAUCCAGGCCAUGAAUGGAUUCCAGAUCGGAAUGAAGAGGCUGAAGGUUCAGCUGAAGCGCUCCAAGAACGACAGCAAACCCUACUGAUCCUAGCCCCGGGGCCUUCCCCCCCUCCCCAGCUCUAAUGCUAGCACUGCUAGGGUAAGUUCACCCUCCAGCCAAGGUCACCACAGCAGAGACUCAGUGGGGCAGGGGGAAAGGAGCCCACCACAGGAGGGAGACUCGCUCUAUUCCUAAAAAACAAAAAAAACAAAAACAUGGUUGCAAUGAUCUUUCCAUAUUUUACUGUAUUUCAUUCCUGCGGUUUUAUCAUGUACUUUGAGUCGGAUUAAAUAUUUUAAUGUAUAUGAUUAUUUAUGACUAUCACUGGAGUCAGUGUUUCGCUGGAGGUAUUUUGUGUCACUGUAAUUAGUGGAGAGCAUCAGGUGUGUUUCCAUGCCAUUUCAUUGCCUUCAGGUCAAGCUAGACGGGUUGACUAAGGAUCAGUAGAAGGGCUGAAGCCAGGCCACAUAGACCCCGAGCCCAGAGCUUCAACCUGCGUUUGGCUUUUCACUUGUAGUCUUGUCUCGUCCGUUUGUCAUUCUUAAUGUGAAAAUCUUUUGCACUCUUCGAUCUUUGCUCUCCCUCCCCUGUCUUUCCUCCUCCUGUCCCCCACUCUUUCUCCGUCAUUAUCUAAGCCAUGUUGAGCUAGGCUACCUCUCUCUUUUCUCUAUUAACAACCUCUUCCAGUCAUUCCAUCCAUCCUCCAAGUCUCCCACCAGGGGGGCUGGCUCUAGAUGGAUCUCUUUGGGUGCCAAGUAUACAGUUUGUGCAUGUUGGAGUCUCUGCCAUAUGUCCUGGUGGUGUCACUUCCUUAAAUCUGUGUUUUUGUGUGUCGGGGGAGAGAGGGGGGGGAAAUGUUUACCGCACUGUCCUUACUGUAUGUGGUGAUUGGCAUUGUUUUUGUUGUUUUUUUUGUGCCUCAUGGCUAAACGAUUCUUGUGCUGUGCCCCUAACUUUCUCUCCUCUUUGUCUUCUCUCUCUCUCUCUCUCUCUCUCUCUCUCUCUCUCUCUCUCUCUCUCUCUUCCUUUCGUGUUUUUGUUCCUUUUUUAGAACAAAUCUCCAUGCCUGUUUGCUCAUCAUUAGCCUAGCAUGUCUUCAUGAUGUUGAAAGCCAAGCCAAACUCCUGGCCUCAUCAUCCCACCAUUGUCUGUGAUGUCUCUCUAAGCUCGCCUGACCAAUACCUGGCCACCCACUGACCCUUGACCUUAGCUCAACCUGAUUUUUCUGCAUGUAUAUUCAUUUUUGUUUUUUGUUUUUUUUGUUCUGUAUAGAAAUGUGACAGGUGGGAGAGAGGUCAAGCAAAUCAAUGUGAAAACUUACCUGCGUUGAAUUCAUUUAAAAGACCUUUUUUUUGUUUUGCGAAUGUUUAUUUUUUUCUUCUUUUGCGAAUGUUUUAAAAACCUGUGGGAUUUCUUAUUUUUAAUUUAGCUUUGAUUUUUUUUUUUUUUUUUUUUUUUUUUUAAAUGUUUCUUUCUUUUUACCUCUCUCAGUAAAGUUCACUUGAAAGUUGAAUACAGGGAUUGGCACACAGCUGUGCUAUUUGGUGCCAUUAGCAAUAUGUUGGCUUCUUUAAAAAAAAAAAAAAAAAGCUACAGACCACUUUCCAACACUUUUGAAAGUCUGACCAGUUAAACCCCUCUCAGUGCUCUGUAAUGAUCUCUACAUUUUGCGGGCAGUGUGAAGAUUUACACCAAGGCUAUUUAAAACUAUAUUUUCUUUUCAUUUACAAAACUAUCCAGUGUAUUUACCUUUUUUUUUGAACUAUUGAUGGCACAAUAAAAAGGUACAUUUGCUCUGUUUAGAGAAAUGACUACCUACAUGAGUCAACUUUUUUAGAACUGAUUCACAAAUAGACAAUCUGUGGUUUAAAUGCACACUUAGAUUACCUAUAUUUUAUACCAUUGAAUCUAUAGAAGUUUAACUAACAGAACCCAGGCAAAACUUUGGGUUUUUUGUAGAUUAUGUUGUAAUGUCAUCUGUGUCGGGGGGGUCUUCGGUGUACUACAUUUUUAAAGAGGACUAAAAAUCAGUUUGAUCAGUGUGACGGUUUGAGGGUCAUUUCUAAGUAAAUUUAAAAACACUUUAAGUCAAAAAAUUUCCUCUGCGUUAAUUGUAAUUUCAACUUCUGCGGAUAAAAACUUUUUUUCUCUUAAGGGUCACUGUAUGUAGACUUUUUUUUUCCUGUGUUAAAGAAAAAUUUAGUGUUCAACUUCCACGGUACGUCAUGUUGACUUUCUGUGAAUUUAUUUUCAUUAAUUAAUUAAUGGAUGUUUCACUUUGGUUUAGUUUGGAUGCCUCAUAUUGGUGAAAGUCUGUUAAUCAUACAGAUGCCAGACAAUGUCUUUUUGUUUUAAUUUGUUGUUAAAGUGCCCAUGUGUCAAACUCAGUGUUUUUGAAUUCACACAUUAUUUUCCUGUAAUAUUACCUAGUUUUCUUUACACACACACACACACACACACACACACACACACACACACACACACACACAAAACACUUUCUGUGAUUGCAAAUGUGGGAGCCCCUGAAGAAGAGAUCACUUGGACACAACACACGACCCGUGGGUCUCUGCACAUUUUCUACACACGCACACACACACUUGCUUUUUUAUUUUAGUUUUUUAGCUGAUUGUUCUUUUAAGUGACUUCCAGUAUCAUCGUACACGAUGCACAGCACAUUACUAACGACUAAACCCACCACAAGUAGUGUUGGUUUACAAAUACAUUCCAUUUUUUCAGCACAAAGUUUACACUUUUUUUUACUGGGGCGGUAUUUUGUCUGUUGUACUACGACGUUGUGGAGACAACCCUGGUAAAAUAACAACCACUUCACCCCCAAAGAAGGGUUCCCUAAAGCUGCGUACCUGAUGGCGCUGAAGAGUUGUCAACUCAGGGGCUUUUUUUGUGUGAAAACGAGAAACUCACACAGGAUUACGAUACACAAAAUGCACAAUUAUCACCAUUUGACCUUUUCGGUUUGUUUGGAAUUUUUUUUCUUUUCUCAAAAUACAUAAAUAUUCCAAAAA
This is a messenger RNA of Epinephelus lanceolatus (giant grouper), 4793 nucleotides long. The record is from RefSeq and is a predicted model, not a curated record. Lineage: Eukaryota; Metazoa; Chordata; Actinopteri; Perciformes; Serranidae.